AUGCUGCGACCCACCGCUCAACAAGAAAGCCACGGCAUGACAAGGCAGGUGGGAUGCAGCGCUGAAGUGUCCUGGUGGUCUCUGGAGCACAGUUUGAGAAAUGCGGCUGCACAUUUUCCAGCCCCAGCACACCUGAAGGAGGGCUGUUAGCCAACUGCUCAAACUAACACAUUCUCAAUGUAUAUUGUUUAUCAAUUGCCUAAAUACAUAAGCCAGAUAGUGGCAAUGCUAAUGUUUUGUGGUUUUUAAAAAUAAUAAUCUUGCAUUGCUGAGAUUUGCUGACCAUAAAUUCUGUCUGUCUUGUUUUCUUUGGUGCUUUCCACUCAAAAUAAAUUGGCUUUGGGUGAGUUUGUGUUCCUGUUUGUUUUGGUUCUGUUUAUUGGACUGGCUUACGCCGGUCUGAGGUUUCCAGUGUUGUUAGAUUGUAUUUGUGACUAAUAUCUUUUGAGGAACUGAAUUCUUAAAAGUGAUUUGGGAUGUGUUAGGACUGUGCAAAACAAUCUAUAGGCACAAAUCAGCUAAUGCUAGGCAUUUUCUGGGUGCUUUUCUUUGAAAUGGGAGAUUUAAGCAUCUGCUUUAAGCCUCUUCCAGAGAAAAGAAUGUGACUGAAAGGUGCUCAGCUUCAACUGGAUUGUGCCAACCAGGCUUACUUUAUUUUUUAUCAUGAAUAUGUGUCGACUUUGCUCCUGCCUGGAGAGAAAAAUGCACAGAAGGGAGUGGGAUAUAAGAAUGCUGAAAAGAAUGACAUAAUAUGACCUCACUCUACAGCUGUCUGCCUUCCCCACCCGCUUUUGCUAAAGAUUCCCCAUUGAGGUUCUUAGUUGUCCAGUACUCAAAAAAUACUCCUAAAAGUAGUAAUAAUGCUUAUGUGGAUUCUCUCCUCCACCCCACCCCCCGAAUUAGCAGGAGGUUAAUCUCAAAGUAUUGCUGCCUGUUCCAUCUCCAGCAUGAACAAACCCAAACAGACGGUUAGCUAAUGCUCUAAUUGUGUGUGGUGGCUGAGAAGUGUUGGAGACAACAUAUAAUUUCCAGCUUAAUUGUGCUCUUCCUCAAGCUGGGCUGAGAACACAGGAAUGCAAACAAGAAGUAUUUAGCAGUGAUGGGAAGUCUAUAUUUCAGGUGAACCUGGGCUGGCCUCUGUCUGUCUUGGGAGAAAAUGGAAGGGUGCACUGUUGGGAGGUAAAGUCAAACCGUUGGAGAAUUGCAGCACCUGCUGUGGCUGUAGAGACCAAUAUGGGAGAGACACGUUUUGUUGCAGGUGGGGCAGGUGAAGGCAUCAUUCCUCCUCUGGUCACUGCUGUGGAUACACGACGUGGCUGAUUGUCUCCAGGUGCUGGGUAACUGGCAAACUGGCCUUAGUUGUGGACUAACAGUUUUCAACCUACACUAAUAAUUCACAAUGGCAAUAACUAUUUAAUUCAGUGGUUUUUGAACUUUUGGCCUACAAGGAUCUUUUCCCAUAAACACUUGCCUGUUGAUGGUGAUUAAAAGUGUAUACUGCCCUUCAUCCAAAGAUAAUAGGGUGGUUCACAACAUAAAAGACCUGUUAUGACUAUUCUGGGGAGUAUUAUAUCCAGUAUGCAGACUCUGUGUAGCAAGGUCACAUGCUAGACCCAUUGGCUUCAUUGUCGUUAAUGUCUCUGCUUGAAUCAAGCGCAUUUUGUAACCCAGCUCUAUUUAUUAUUUUCAUCAGGUUCAGGUGAAGCAAUGGAUAUGCAAAAGCAAUGUUUUAAGUUGCUUAAUUAUUGGAUGAAGGCCAAUAAACUAAAGACGGAGGUACUGCUGGUAAGAUUCCAGCUGAUCUGGAAGAUAAUGUUCAGCAUAUUGUAGAUGAUACACUCGCCCUAAAAGAUCAGGUUCACAGUUAGGUAUGGGAAAGCACCAGCCCACCCAUGAGGUGAAGCAGCUGCCUCAGGCAACAGGAUCCACCUGGGCAAGGUACUGUGAGGGCCAGAUGAGGAAGCUUGGAGUGUGGAAUGCCGUUUCUGAGGACCCCCCAGCCCCUGUGACAGAUGAAUGGACGGCACAGGACUCAAGAGCCAUGGGGAUAAUUUUGCUCUCAGUAGCUCCUGAAAAGUUAAUCACCCUGGCUGGCAAGGCAAGUGCCCGUGAGAUGUGGGACGGGCUUAGAGCCUGUCAUCUCCGACAAGAGGCUGGGUCUGUGUUGCUUUAUUUCAGAAAGCUGCACAGGAAGCGUUGGGAGCCCGGCGAAGACCGUAGAGCCCACGCUGUCCAUGUGCAGCAUCUCAGACAGGAAUUGACUCAGAGAGGUUUCAAUAUGCCUGAGUCACUGUUUGCAAUUCUCAUCCUGGACUCCCUGGAUGAAAGCUACCAUGCCGUGGCAAGUCAGCUGGCGACCCUCCCUGCGCAAGACUCACUGCUACAAAGGUCUUGGCGACUUUGCAAAAUGAAUACGAUAGAAGGAAUGCAGCUGAGUCGGCUUGUGCGCUCCAGGGGAGCAAUGUGGGACAGCAUUCCAGCCUCCAGGGGAGCCAAAGCGCUGGCAGCUGUGAAGUGCUGGACCUGUGGGACCCAAGGUCACACUCAGAAGUUUUGUCCAAAGACUGGAAAUAAACAAAGGAAGAAGCCAGGAGAUGGCAAGAAGCAGAGGGGGGGUGGAAAGCCCAAGCCAGGGAAAAACAAUGCUUUGUUUGCUGGCACAGCCUCACCAAAGGCUAAAGGCAAGUCUGAUGGCUAGGAGCAGGGGGGCAAGCUGCAAAAGCCCACGCCGGUGGAAAACAAGGUUUUGCUUGCUGCAAAGACUGCUCCAAAGGCCAAGGCCAGGUUUGUUAUUGAUUCAGGGUGUACCCGCCAUGUGUCGAAAGACUGCCAUCUCUUUAUCUCCUUCAAACCUCAAGAAGGUGAGAUCCACCUGGCUGACGGAAAGACGUUGCGGAUCGCAGGAGAAGGGACUGUGAAACUGGCAAGUCUGCACACUACCAUCAAAGAUGUACUAUAUGUUCCAGGUGCUGCAGACAAUUUGCUCAGUGUCCCACAGCUUACUGGGCGUGGUUUUGAAAUUUCCUUCAAGAGGAGCGUCUGUGUCAUCAGAAAAGGCAAAGAGGACAUUUUGCAUGCAAAGUUUAUGGAUGGCUUGUUCUGUAUAACUUAUGACGACAAUGGUGCUGUUGUGUCUAAUGUUGAUUCUUGUUGUGUUGCACAAACUAACAAAGUUCUUCAUGCAGGAUGCAUUCACGAUGCACAUCGAAGGUUUUGCCACCUCUCUUGGAAGGCACUGGCCAAGAUGCCAGAGAUGGUUGAGGGUUUGAACAUCAAACCCUGUAGGUUUCACAUGAAAUGUGUAUCUUGUGCAGAGAACAAGGUGAAGGUUGCUCCAAAAGGCAAGGAGUCUAGCAGGCAGGCUUCCAAACCCUACCAGCUAGUGCACGCAGACCUGGUUGGUCCACUUGCGCCCUCUUUGGGUGGAGCAAGGUACUUCAUGGUUCUAAUUGAUUCUUUUUCCAGGUACAUUCAUGUGUUUAUGCUCGAGCAGAAAUCGCAAGCGUUUCCGAAGUUCAAGGCAUUCUGUGCUUGGUUGGAGAAUGUUCACGGUAAACGUAUUGGCUGUCUGUUUACUGAUCGAGGCGGGGAGUUCACUUCUCAGCAGUUUGAAGCUUUCCUGACUGAGAAGGGAAUCCAGCAUGACUUGUCAACGCCUAGAUCGCCAUGGAUGAAUGGGCUUAUGGAGCGAGCAAAUCAAACGUUGCUGCAAGGAACGAAAACAUUGUUGCAUGAUGCCAAUCUCCCUGAUAAGUAUUGGGGGGAGGCUCUGUCGAAUUUUGCUUACACUUAUAAUCGCAGGUUGUCAUCACCUAUUGGUUGUACCCCCUAUGAGAAGAUGUUUGGUAAGAAACCCAACAUCAAACACAUGAGAAUCUUUGGUUCUGACAUGUGGGUACACACCCCACAGAGCAACAAGCUUGGGAAGCGUGGGGCACAUGGUUUGUUCAUGGGGUACGAAAAAGGUGCAUACAGGGUAUGGAUGACCGACUCUAAGUCCAUUAAGUUCACAAAGAGUGUUGAGUACAAUCCUAAGUGGGGGGAAAAUGUGGGAAUUUUCCAGAGUUACCCAGAGGAGGAUGAAGGUGAUGUCAAAGAAGCAGCUAAAGCUGAGGAAGCUGCUGAGGAUGAUGAUGAUGAUGAUGAUGAUGAUGAUGAUCAGAGUUCAGAUUCCAGUUCAGUGGGCGGCGCUGCUGCUGGUGUCAGUGACAGUGAUGACACAGCAGACUACAAGAGCGCAAAGGCCUCAGUCAGACCAUCUGAUGCGUCUGACAAUGAUCUGGAAGAACCACUGUUCACCAUUGGUCAUUUUUCUCCUAAGAAGGAGGAGAUGAGUCCAGAAGACUUGCGUCUAGUACGCAGAUCUGAAAGAGCCACAAAGGGCAGACCUCCAAAGAGAUUUGCUGAUGAGUUUGCUAAGACAGCAACUGCUGUUCUUAGUAGCUCAGAGAAGGUGUGGGAACCUUCAAGCUUCAAAGAGGUUCAGGAGUCAACCUCUAAAGAUGCUGAGCCUUGGCUUAAUGCCAUGAGGGCUGAAGUUGAUUCCUUGAAUAGGAACCAAACUUGGGAACUGGUACCGGUAAUCCCAGGAAUGAGACUGGUUGGCAGCAAAUGGGUCUUCAAGGCCAAGACAGACCAGAAUGGCAAAGUUGUCAGACACAAAGCCAGAUUGGUUGCCAGAGGUUUUUCACAGGUACCAGGACAGGAUUACCACGAGACCUACUCACCCACCGUCAAAUAUGAGAGCAUUCGGCUGAUGCUCAAGAUAGCUGCAGAGGAGAAACUGCAUGUUUCCCAUCAUGACAUUAAUACAGCAUUUUUGUACGGGAUUUUGGGGGAGGAGCUGUUUAUGCUUCCACCUGACGGGAUGCAGAUACAGAAGGGAAUGGUCUGUAAACCAUGGAAAUCCUUAUAUGGUCUCAAGCAGAGUGCCAGGUGUUGGAACACAAAGCUCACUGAGACAUUGCUUUCUAGGUUUUCACCAGGGCAAAGCUGAUCCAUGUGUGUUUGUCAAGGAGGAGGGCAAAACAAACUGUAUUGUUUAUGUUUUGUUGAUGAUCUUCUGAUGUUUUGGAAGAAUCAGGCUUUCUACCAAAGCACCCUAGCUCAGCUGAAGGAGCACUUUGACAUGAAGGAUCUUGGUGAGGUAUCCAACUAUCUUUCUCUGCAGGUGGAGAGGGACCGAGCAGGUAAUUUUCUGGUACACCAAACACAGAAAAUUGCUGAUGUAUUAACCAGGUUGAAUUUGGUUGAUGCAAACCCAGCAGACACACCGAUGGUGACAGGUUACCAGGUAGAUAGUACUGCUGAAGCGUUUUCUGACACAACACUGUACAGAUGCAUUCUAGGCAAGUUGAAUUUCAUUGCUAGAUGCUCAAGACCUGACAUAGCUGUAAGCUGUAACCUGCUUAGCAGACAUGCUAACAAUCCUACUGUUCAGGAUUGGAAAGCUCUGAAGCGCAUAGCCCGCUAUUUGAAAGGGACUUUGCACUACAGGCUGAGGUUCACCAGUCAGAAGACUGGAGGUCUUGAAAUCUUUGCAGAUGCAAGUUUUGGAAGUGACACCACGGAUGGUACAAGCACUUCUGGGUAUGCUACAUGUACAAUCACUGCCUGUUUGACUGGUUGUGCAAAAAGCAGACGACAGUGAGCCUUAGUUCCUGUGAAGCAGAACUCAAUGCUCUGUCAUUUUCACUCAUGGAUUGUGAAUGGUUGAUGCAACUGUUUAAGGACAUCAGAGUUUCUGUGAAAUGUCCUGUACAAGUGUAUAAAGACAAUAGAUCAUGUUUGGCUUUGCUGAACUCGGAGAGUUGCAAGCAAAGGACCAAGUACUUGCAGAUUAAGCUACAUCGUGCAAGGGAGUGUAUUCAGAAAGGACUCAUUCAGGUGUCCUACAUGCCAGGAAAUGAAAUUCCUGCUGAUCUGUUGUCUAAGGUUGUUAACAGAGAACAACUUAAGGUUUACGUACAAAGGUUGCAAUUGGGUUGAACCACAGGUACUACAGGUUACACGGAAAGGGGGAGGAUGUUAGGAUAUUUCCGUUCCACCUUAAAAGGGAGCAGGCUUUGUGAGUCAGAGUCUGCGUAUUUCCUGUUCACAGGAUGUUUAUGUUUUCUGUUGCUUUCGUUUUCUCUCUGUGUCACAGACACUAAAAGCAGGCAGUCAUGUUUUUCUGUGUUCUGAUCAACGCUGAAUAAACUUGUAAAUAAUGCUCUCCUGAGUGCAACUUUUGGCUGUGCUAAUUGCUGAUAGAGUGUGCAUGAGCUCUGGAAUGUGUACAAGAUAUUUUCUAGAAACUCAUGUCGCUGCGUGCCUACGGGAGGUCGAUGGAUCGUCCGGCAGACGGCUUGGGGGCCAUGAUGGACUUUAUCUCCCUGGCAGUAUCCCAACAUUAACUACUGAACUAACCACAGUUUCCAUUAUGUCCAAUCUCAGGGAACUGUGGUUAAAUGAAGCAGGAGGGUUUGCAGAUACAGUUUUCCACAGCUUCUGCUACUUGAUGUGAAUUGCCAUCUGAAUUGCUGAAAUGUUAAACAUGCAAAAACAUGCUGUUCCUCAGAGCAAUGGCACCUUUCUAGCUCACUAGGCAUUAAGACAUCAUCUUCUCCUGCCCUCUCACCUAGUGCAAGUAGCCCAGUUACAAGUGCUAAAUAAAAUGUUGUGUAUGGUAUGCGUUAUGCUUAGCCAUGACCUGGCUCUAGACACGGAGUCCUCAGAGAAUGAUCCAGACAUGCCACAGGUCAAGGACCUAGAGGAGCGGGCAGGAACUCCUGGAGCCAGUCCUGAGGAUUUCCUCUUUUGGGAGGUUAGUGGAAGAAUUCUUGGAUCCAACAGAGGAGGUGGAGCCACCCCUCAAUGCUUGAGAAUGCUGCUGUCAAAAGGCCCUGGUUGAAGCCAAAGAACUCAUCUCUGCUUUUCAGGCUGAGGGAGCCAGCGUUUGUCCACAGACAGCUUUACCAGGUCAUGUGGCCAGCAUGACUAAACCACUUCUGGUGCAACAGAACACUACGACGAAAGUCAGAGCGCACGGAAAUGCUGUUUACCUUCCCGCUGCAGCGGUACCUAUUUAUCUACACACGCUGGUAUGCUUUCAAACUUCUAGGUUGACAGGUCCUGGGACAGAAAAAUGGGAGCUCACCCCGUCAUGCGGAUUCGAACUGCCGACCUUCCAAUCAGCAAGCCCAAGAAGCUCAGUGGUUUAGACCAGAGCACCACCCAUGUCCCACACCUUUUACCCACUGGCAAAACAGGAGACUUCCUAAUCUUAUGGGCUACUGUGUAAUCAUAUGUGGUCAAAGGAUAAAAACGUGCAAUUUACUGUGUACCUCUUACUGUAGGGUGAAGUAUCAUGUAAUUUUUAAAAAAAUGUUGCACAAUAAGGAGGUGGAAAUUCUGAGAAUAAAUUGCCUGCAUUUUCACAUUAAUGUAUUUUGUUUUCACAGCAACACCAGCUGCUUGUAAUGAACAGAAGGGAAUCUUACAAGAUGUUGGCAUUGCUGAAAUAGAAAUUAAAAAAAAAUUCUCUUUUCUCCUAGAAUGCUGAUUUAAAGGGCAAGAAAGUGCUUGAAUGGUUGAGCUCAUAGGCAAUGUUGAAUUAUUCUAGUCUCUGAGCAAAUAACAUUGUGCAUGGUAGAGAAUACUCGAUCUUGUGGUGACCAAGAAAAGUCAGUAAGUCUGUGUGCAUUAUGUGGUUGGCAUAUAAAGCGGAAUAUUGAUUACUAGCUAUAAUGGGAACAUUUCUGAUGAAGGAGGAAUACUAAACGCUUAAUAGAGUGGGGGCAAAAUCCUUGCUCACACAUGACAACCUAAACAGUUGAAACUACAGCCUUGACUUCAGUAACUGGAUUCCAAACUUCUUACUGUAAGAUGAGCUGUGGAUUGUACAGGACAUUUUUUUCUUGGUUUUCAACUGCCUUCCACCCCUAAGGUCAACUGCAGGGAUAAUGAUUUCUUUACGAAUCCUAUUCUGGCAUAGCUAAAUGAGGGUGUAUACCAGGUCUGCCCCAAAGUAUUUUGUCAUGUGUGAUUCAACUCCAAUUACCGUAUUUUUCACUCUAUAAGACGCACCAGACCACAAGACGCACCUAGUUUUUGGAGGAGGAAAAGAAGAAGAAAAAUAUUCUGAAUCUCAGAAGCCAAAACAGCAAGAGGGAUUGCUGUGCAGUGAAAGCAGCAAUCCCUCUUGCUGUUCUGGCUUCUGGGAUAGCUGCGCAGCCUGCAUUCACUCCAUAAGACGCACACACAUUUUCCCUUACUUUUUAGGAGGGAAAAAGUGAGUCUUAUAGAGCAAAAAAUACGGUAACAUCUUGCUGUUCUAAGUUAAAAUAGAAACUGAAAGUGACUUAAAAAAUGUAUGUGGACCACUUCACACUUGACACUUCUCCUGUGUGGAACAACACAAGAAGGAAAAAGAAUGUGUGGUGCCAUCAUUACCCCAUUAUGGUAUUGAUAUUGAACUUCAUGAGCUGUUGUUAGCACUUUAUACAGCAGCUGGCACCUUGUAUUUGUGUUAUCAUCUAUGUUUCAUAUUCCACCAAAGCAUCUUAUUGUACUGUAUGUGGCGCUCUUAACACAACUUAAACCAGCCUUGUUAGAUCUUAGUAGUACCGUACUGUCUUUGUACUAGAAGGGCAGAGAGGCCACUGAGAAUUGAAGAAUAUUUUUUAUGCUCUCCUCCUUGUAAUAUGCUGUAUGGAUUAUAUUACGGGGGUUGUGGGUGGGGUUGUUUUUAGGAUCUUAAUUGUGGUUGUAUAUACUGUAACCUGCCAUGGGACCUUCUGGUGAAGGGAGAGUAAGAAAUACAAUAAAUAACUGUAGGAAACACUGUUGUUGCCAGAAAAUUGUGUGAACAUUUGUUUUUCCCUGUAUCCAGAUGUUUGGAAGUCAUUGCAGUUCUUAACAAAUGUUUUCAGUGCGAAAUUGGCUUUCAUGUAGCUGUUACAUACAAUCAUGUGCAUGCUAUGUCAUAAUCAGUUUUACUUCUUUGUCCAUUUAUUCAUUCGACAAAAAGUAUAACCCACUUUUCAACAGCUGUUCUCAAAGGCUGAUUACCACUGACGAAACGACAAUAAUCAGAAACACUCCAGAAAUUAGAAUACAGCAUCAAUCAUGGACAGGGUCAGUCGAAUUAAAACAAAGCUGACAUUAAAACAUCUUAGCUGUAACGAUGCUUGCCUGAAGAGAAACACUCUUAUCCUUGAAUGAGUCGCACCAAACUUCGUUUAAAAAAUUGUUCUGGGAGGGUGAAAACGGGCUUUUCAUAUGGUCUUCCGUUCUGCUGGCUGGUUUCCUUGUACAGCGCUGUUUGCUGUUAGCUUUUUUGUGGCAGAGGGCAAUUGAUUUGCUUGGCUGGUGUGCUUCGGUGUGACACCUCCAGCAUGCGGUCGGGCAUCUAACGAAGGUUUCUUAUUAUUUCGUUCUAUUUAAUAAUAACAUCUUCGGAACACAUAUCUCUAUUUCUAAUCCCAUUGGGUUUUUUAUGUCACUCUGUGAAAUGUUAUGUGCAUUUAUAAUAUACCACCGAUGACGACGCCGGGGGAGGAUUGCGCGCGGUUGUUUUGCAUUUUACUGUUAAAGCCUUCGAUGAGAAUAAAAAUAGACGGUCAACCCUUCGACAUCUCCGAGGCUGCACUGGGCGGGUCGAGUGAGCGAGGAAACACCCUGGGACAGCCUUGCCACACCCUCCUUCCCCGCCAGCCAAUCCCGAUCAUCUUUUGCUCUCCCCGGCUUCGGAUCCUGCCCAAUGGAGGCUCUCCCCUGCGCGGGUUCCUUCCCUCGAAGGGAAGGGAGGAGAGCGCCAGGAGUGCAGCCCUCUCGCUCCAAGGGGGGAUGGCAGAGCUUGGCUUCCUCCGCUUGGAUCGCCUGCCGCUGAACUUUCCUGCCGGGAUUUAAAUUUCCCCCAUCUCCCCACCACAGCCUUUCUCCCUUUCAGCACACACACCUUUUUGCUGGAGGGAGAGAGAGAGAAAGACUGCGUGGCGCUUCCAAGGUAACCCGAUCUCUUGCUGCACACCACGUUUGUAUUUUCUGAUCUUCUCCCGCAAACCAAACGAGGCAGGUGGAGGGCAGGGUCAGGCCAAGGAGGCAGCGACGGCCGCAGAUAUUGCCGGUGUGAUCGCAGCCUCGCCCCGCCGUGGGAACAUGUGCGCGUCGCCGCGUCCAGAUCUCCGCCCGGGUUUCGCCUGGGCUCCGCGGAGCACUUUCAGCCUGCGAAACUGCACCGGCUGCUUGGCGGGGACCUGAGAGCACCACGCUUGGAGCGUGCAAAUCCCUCGCAGCCAAACAAAGAAGACCGAGAUACUUCGCCUGCCUCGAAAGUAGCUCGGCGAACGCCGCUGGGUAGGGCGCGGUGGAGGUGAAGGAAGGGACACUGCGUUUAUAGAGGGUGUUUUUUUACGCUUGGCUUUUUUUUACCCCCUUUUGUAAAUCAUUUGCUAGAAAUCGGCACCGGGGAAGACCCGGUAGCCAGGGAGAUCCGUGAUCGCCCACGAUCGGCGGUGGGAAUCGCUCUUUGUAUUAUAUAGCCUGUGACACAGGGACGCUGUUGGGUUUGUCUGUCUGUUGCUUUUAAACUCUCCUAGGGGACGGCGGUCAGUCUGGAGAUCGGGUGCUUUUGGAGGGGUGAUCUUCCCCCUGUUCCCUCACCCAAAUGUUCCCACUUUAGCUGCGCUCUGUUGCUCGCGAUUGAUGGUGCCCCUUUCAGGCACUCUCCUCUCUCUUCACUCUGUACUCGAAUCUGCUCGAGCACCUGCUUAAAGGGAAAGCGGUUAUUUCUCUCGUUGGUCCUAGCAACCCUUUAGUGUCUCUUGUCUCUUUCCGGGAUGCAUUAUCUUCCCAGACAUUAGCACCCGCAGGGCUUCAGAAAAAUGCAAGUCGAUAAUGUGUUGGGAGUUCCUCCCCUUCUCUUCUCAAUGCAUCCAUUAUUGACUUCUAUACUUUCACAUACCAGAGUUUUUAGGUGGUGUUCCUGGAGUUUAGCGAAAAGGAAAAGGCAGUUAUAUAAUGCAAGAAAUUGCCUUGGUUCUAUUUCGUGCUGGGAAUCAGAAAUAUCCCAUUUAGGCAAACUAAGAAGGUAGAGAUGGGAUUGUGUGUGUGUGGUAAAACUGUUGUUGUCUGGAUUGAAGUUGAGGAGCCAUUAAGAAGAACAGGCAGAUCUUACCUUUGGAGCACAAUCCAUCAAUAGGUCAUCAGUCUUUUGUACACGUCUUGUUCAUGAGUUUUGCCCAAGGGAAUUUCCAGGGAGCUGUGAGCCUCAUGUCAGUGGGAAAGUGGGGUGCUGUGUGGAUUUUCCAUCUCUGGUACCUGAAUGACUUGCAAGAGCCAGCCCUGUGGCUAGAAAGUUCUCACAGUAAUGUGAAUAGUAUUUCUCACAUUAACUUCUGAACUAAAUUAAACAGGUGCAUUCCAAAGAUGAAUGAAAGCCUGGUAUAGAAAAAGUAACAGAUAAGUAUCUUUCUGAGAGAAAAACGCUCAAACUCCUGCUGUGAGAAAAAUAGGGGGUCUCCCAAUAGCUCUCUUCACCCUUAAUUAAUUACAGUUCCCAUGAUUCUUUGGUAGAAGCCAUGUCUGUAUGGUGCUGCUUUCAUUUACAGUGCAGAUGGAGCCUUAGACUAUGAACUUACAGUAAUGGUCUAGGGACAGGGGUGUUCUUUAGGUGAUGGUGCAUUUAGAUUUGAAUACUUCACUUCAAAAUGUUUUAAGCUAGCCCUAAAAAACGUGGGAGCCCCUCUUGCUCAUUCUUCUGAGUAAGGCCUUGGACUUCUGCCCCAAAGCACGACCUUGACAGCACUUGUGAUAGCUUAGUAUUAAGCCUCCAACUGGGAGCAAACAUUGGUUCAAGGCCAUGCUUUAAAUGUACGAAUGUAAAAAGAGCCAUCCUGGGUCAGACAAAAACUCCAGAAUCCAGUCCCUCAAAGCUCCUCUGCAGUAACUUGGGGUCUUGAUGAUCCACAAGGGCCAGCCAGAUGUCUCUGGGAAGCCAACAACCAGAGCUGGAAGGCAACAGCUCCCUCUACCAGUGCCUUUGAACAACUGGUAUUCAGCUCCAUGCUCUUUCAACAUGGAGUCUCCAUAUAGCCAUCAGUUUGUUUGUUUGUUUGUUUGUUUGUUAUAUUUUUAUCCUGCUUUUCAGCUAAUUAUUGUCCCCUCUCCCAAGUGGCUGAAAUGAAUUAAAAAUAAACAAUACAAGCACUACCAUUGUCUGGAGGUUCUGUAACUGGCCCUGGCCCUAUGGUUUUGGCAGGUAAGGCAGGAGCCAUGGCAAGGUGUUGGUAGGAGUAAGCUAUGCAUGCCGUGCUGCCCUCUGGUCUAGGGAAGAAUAUUACCCUAUUACCGGUGUUGAAAUAAGAUUCAACUGCCUGUCAGGUCAGCUUCUAUGUGUGAAGUUGGGGUUGAAGUACAGGUGGCACCAUGUCAUCCUUCGCCUGAGGCAGCAAAGGAUUUUGAGCAAGCCCAGGUCCUACUGAUGGUAGCUCAAGACUCCUAAACAUUCCCCCAGAUUGAGACAUAUGGGGAAAAUGCAUCUCUCUAGUUCUUCAGGACCUGCCCAUGCAAAGUUGGAAUGUCCACUCCCCUUCUGGAAUUCGUCCCAAGUGGAAAAUAAUAGGUUGGCAUCCAUCUGUCUCAGGAGACAAUGGAGGAGUGACCAUUGUGGGUGAAGUCAACCUGUUGGAAGGUUACAGGGCCUCCUGUGGCUGUAGAGGCCGAUAUGGGAGAGCCAUGUUUUGUUGCAGCUGGGGCAGGUGAAGGUGUCUGGUUGUGCUUCCCUCUGUGCUCCUCCCAGCAGUCAUUCCUCCUCUGGUCAUUGCUAUAUGACCUGACUGCCUCCAGACAGGGAUUCCCGUAUGGCGGGGUUGAUGUUACCGGCCUUCAUGUCACGUUUGGAGAAAUCUUUGUAACAGGUCUGGUGUCUGGUUAAAUAAGGAAAAUAAAAUUACUGCAUAUCUUGCUUGCAUCAUAGGUCUGUCUUGUUAACCUCUGAAUAUCAGUCAGCCAUCUAUCCCUGGCAAUGGCGGUUUUAGGGGAGCACAGGAAAGAGGGGUCUCCUCCAAAAUGCUGACAGCUCCUUCAGUCAGGGUCUGCAGUUCACACAGGAGAGCAGCUCUUCAGACAAAAAUGUUUUCAGUAGGGUAGGAGAAGGCUGCUCUUCACGAGGCAUCGCCGUAGCAUUCUCAAGGGAAGGAAAACAACUUCACAGCCCUGCCUCUUAGCUGUCUUCACCAGCCCUCUCACAGCUGCCCACUUCUCCACCAAAAGGGAGCAGGCUGGGCUUACCCUCUGUUAUUGCUAGACAAAACAUCUCACAAAGACUCUCCAUGCAACAUUCCUCCACCACCCCAGAUGGCAUCAUUCUUGGGCCAAUAGGUACUUUGCACAUGUGUAAACUUUUAAAAAAAUCACUUUCAAAAAGGAUCCCUUGGCCACAAAAUAGUACUUUGAAGGAUACAUGUGGGGAUUUGGUUAGUUCUGUAGGCGCAUCACCUUCAGUUGUGCAAGAUUCGUAUAUAUCUUUCGUCAAUGUAGUGGUUCUGUUGCAAAGAGAUUAACCUUUUGAAAGCCCUCAAAAUAGCAAUAUUGUGUCACUUUCAGAAAUUCAGCCCUUCGUCCUACUGGAACAGCUUGGGGAUUUAACCAUCUUGUUAAUGAUUGGGUAGGGAUGUUAUACCGCACCUCAAGAGUGCAAAAAACCCCUGACAAAUGGGGUGUUGCAGCGUUCUUUUCUUGACCUGUUGUUUUUCAAUGUUCCAAACAACUUGGAGGAAAGAAUUGAGGGGGUGCUCAUCAGAUUUGCAGAUGGCACCAAACUGGGAGGGGUAGCUAAUGCCACAGAAGACAGAGUUGGGAUUCAAGAUGACCUUAAUGGAUUGGAGAACUGGGCCCAAACUAACAAAAUGAAUUUCAGUAGGGACAAAGGUUCUGCACUUAGGCAGGAAGAACCAGAUGCACAAAUAUAAGUUGAGACACCUGCAUUGCCAGUAGUACAUGUGAAAAGGUUCUAGGAGUCUUAGUAGACCACAAGCCGAACAUGUGUCAUCAGUGUGAUGCAUCAGCACAAAAAGCUAAUGCUAUUCUAGACUGCAACAACAGAAGAUUUGUGUCCAGAUCAAAGGAAGUCAUAGUACCAUUAUAUUCUGCUUUGGUCAGACCACACCUGGAACACUGUCCAGUUCUGGGUGCCACAAUUUAAGAAGGAUAUUGACAAGCUGGAACAUGUGCAGAGGAGGGCAACCAAGAUGAUCAAGGGUCUGGAAACCAAGCCUUGUGAAGAACAGUUGAGGGAGUUGGGUAUGCUUAGACUGGAGAAGCGACUGAGAGGAGCUGUUUAAAGGGCUGCCACAUGGAAGAUGUAGCAAGCUUGUUUUCUCCCUCUCUGGAGGAUAGGACCCGAACCAAUGGAUUUAAGAUACAAGACAGGAGAAACUGACAAAACAUCAGGAAGAACUUUCUGACAGUAUGAGCUGUUUGACAGUGGAACAGACUCCCUUGGGAGGUUGUAGACUCUCCUUCCUUGGAGGUUUUUAAGCAGAGGUUGAAUGGCCAUCUGUCAUGGAUGCUUUAGCUGAGAUUCCUGCAUUGCAGGGAUUUGGACUAGAUGACCGUUCGGGUCCCUUCUACAAUUCUGUGAUUCUAAGAGUAGGUACGGUCAUCUGUUGCCACCUGAGAGCUUUGACUUGCUGCAUAUAUUUAUGUUGUUGUUCCCCAUUUUUACCCAACAAAGAGAGAAUUUUAGAUCAAGGACUGUGAGAAAUGAAUUGGUUAUGUAACAGUGAACUAGUUCCCCCCCCCCUCCUUGACAGACUGUCUAGUACAAAGGCUCCCACCCACCUGCCACAGGUGAGGUUUUCUCCCUGGCUGCAGAAGACUUUGAGAAAUGCAGUUUUGCACAUACAUAUUUUAUAACCACCAAAUUUACAGAGGCUCCCUUCCAUUUGCUUUGUCAAAAUGUUCCGUGUGGGAAGCAUCACAUUCUUUCGUGUUUACUACUCGAACUGACUUUUUCUGCUUGCAGUCUUUUCUGCUCAGUCCUAGUGUGAAGAAAGUAAUUUUGCAUGAAUUGUAAAUGAAAUAAGAAAAUGCCCACAAGCACUGCCAGGGAAGAGCAGGGAGAGGGAGACUGAGACCGACCAUUAGUGAGGAAGGAUAUGCCUCUAGAAUAACCACACCUAUCAUUUUCUAUGCAUUUUUAAUCCAUCAUGUCCAUUAUCCCUCCAAGCUUACUAAUUGUUGCAAAUUAAUAACACCAGUGCAGGAAUGUAUAUUGGUAUCUGACUUCAUCAUCUGGAGAUAUCACUGUGUAGCACUGGUAUUUGCGAUAUCAGACCAAGUGCCAGUGACUGGUCACGUUGGGCAGUGGCCAAGGGCCCCAGAGGCUGAGAAGGACCUCUCACCAGUCCAUCCCAAUGGGCCCCAGGACUACCAUCUUAGCAGUAGAUUAGCAGCCAUUUUUGAAUGGGAGUGAAGCUUCCAUCCACAAUGGCUUCCCACUAUCUUAAUUUGCUUCCACCCAUGGAUCUAUAAAUGUAUAAAAUCUGGAGAUUUUGUCAGUGCUAUUUUCCAGAAGAAGAGAUGCCAUGAACACCUUCCUUGUUUUCUUAGAACAGUAAUGGCACCCACCUGAGAGAUGACAGAAUUGAGUUCCGGCAAGUUCCAGCUGAAAGAAAGCCCUGGUUUUCAUGGAUAUAUAGGCCAGCAUUGCUGCCCACUACUAAAAUGCCUUCAGGGGAUCUGGCUGUUGGCGUGCAACCAAGGAAACGGGGGCAGUUGGCAGGUCCCCAGCUGCUUCCAGCCCACCGGCCGGUGUGCUGGGCGAUCUCCAGUCCUUGGUGCAGCAUCUGCAACCCAAGCUUCAGAAGCUAGGGCAUGCUACACAGCAGAGUAAACGCUACGCAACAGAAGUGGUAGGAGAAGUUGUGUGAGCAUAUUUACAAGCAGUUUAUUCAGCAUACAUCAGGACAAAAGGAAACAUGUCUGAUCUCCUUCGUGUCCAAAGCAAGGCAGCAAAAGCAAAAGCUGUACACAAACAGAAGUUCCCAGCAAGCUGUGCUGGAGUGUAAACAGACAUGUGACAUACAACAAUUCCACACGUCUGUUCUUAAGGUGGAAUGGAAUAUCCCAACACUGGCAGGGAGUGGUGUUGCUGCUCUUGCAACAACAGGAGAAAAAUACUGUGUGACCUGUGAUGGGGGGCAGUAUUGAUGAAGUAUUGCUUCAAGCCUUCAAACGAUCUUCAGGAAUGAGGAAUAUCACAGUCCAGUGUGUUUUCUCGUUGAGCAGGGCAGUAGGAAAGAGAACACAGUUUUUCCCAAAGCAGAGCUGGAUCUGCCAAGUGUGUAAGGGAAAUAGGAAUAUAUCUCAGUUCUUAUUUCAUGUGGUAGAGUGGCCUAUUCCUGUAUUCCACCAUGUGCAUAACCUAUGUGCCCUGGCCCUGUUUGCAUAGCUGUCAACAUUUCCCUUUUCUUGUGAGGAAUCCUAUUCGGAAUAAGGGAAUUUCCCUUAAAAAAAGGAAAAUGUUGACAGCUAUGCCUGUUCGAUCUUGCCCUUGGUUUAGAGUAGCCAUCCCCAGCUUGUUGCCCUCCAUCUGCCCUGGCCAGGGAUAAUGGGAGUUUUAGUCCAAAGUUAUCUGCAGGUUUGGGAAGGCUGGUUUAGAGCAUUUUAACAAGCAAGGUUUAUACGUGGGUCUACAAUCCUCUCCAUGCCAUUGAUAUAUGCCAUACAGCAGUAAUCCUAUUUGAGCUUUGACGAACCAGCUGUGCAUUUGCUACGAAAACCGUCUUUUAAUUUUCAGUGCCAUUAUGUAAUGGGAAGAUGUGCUGUAAUACAGCAUCAAUGUUAAAACGCUGAGACUCAAUAAGUAAUGUUUCAAGCUGAUUAUUUCCAUAACUGGAUUUUCUUUUUAAUGGUCAAAGCAAUAGUUUCCUGCCAUGUCUCUAAUGGGGCUUUUUCACUGGAGAACACUGCUUGCUGUGAAGUAAUACGUUUUGAUUCUUAUUGUGCUAUGGGACCUGGUUAAAUCUCAACAGAGCCAUAAUUCUAAACACAGUGGGGUUGAAUUCUCAGCAGAUCCACAUCAGUUAGUGCUGUAAGUUGUCGCUUUAUGUUGGCGGUCAACCAAUGCAAUGGAAACAGCUGAGACUCUUAUGGCACCUUGAAGACCCAUAAAUAUAGGGGGGCAUAAGCUUUUGUGGCCAAAAAAGAUUGUUUCAGCUUCCUGCUCUUCAAAGAGGCACCAGAUGCCAAAAGUCUUAUGCUGACAGGGCCACCACACCUGCAGGUACUCGUGUUUUUCAUGCACACCCACCAAACCUCAGAUCAGUGCAGUAUUUCAGAUAUGGGCAUGCACAGUCCCAUGCCAUUUGAGGCUUUGCAGGAAAGUAGUAGCACCUUUAAAAGCCCAGAAAUGAGUAGACAAAAUAGGGUGAAAUUACACUCUGAUCGCCCAGUCUCAGACCUUUCUCAUUUCAUUUCACUUUUAAUUUGUAUACCUUCUUUCUAUAUUGCUGUAAAACAUGGUGGCUUACAAGCUGAAGAAACAACAAAAUAGACAGCAGAGAUCAAGAGUUUGGCAAUGAUAUUGUGGACCUUUUGUUAUACUUUUCCAGUUCUGUAGAGCAUGAUGACAGUGGCCAAAUCCCUUUUUUGAGAAAAGGGUGAAACAGCCAAAGCUUGUAAAAGGCACUGAUACUCAACCAUGUAGGUGUGCCACAUCAACAAGCGCUAACAACCUGUGAGACUUAAGGGGAAGUGCGACACCUAACCCUGGAUCAGAUGAUUCGCUGAACCAACAGCAUUUGCAUCUUAAAUGGAUUAAAUUUCAUUUAAGUGCACAUCUAGUCCUUUAUUGAUAUCAAACAUUAGUUUAGGAUUUCUAGUCUUCUUAGAAUCUGAUGAAAGCAAGAGGUAGGACUAGGUGUCAACUGUGUGCUGGCUCCUCAUCCCAAAUCUCUCCUGAUAAUUGCACCAGAAAUUUCAUGUUGCUACUUCACUUGCUUUGUCCGAUGGGUUGUCUUUUCCACAUUAUAAAAUAUUUGUUGUUUUGGAAUUUUACAGACUUGGGGGCAGGGCUUUGCUUGAAGGAGAGACUAAGACAGUAACAGUGAAGUGGGUACAGAAAUGUGCUCUUAUCUCUUUACCUCUUCCUGCCACCACUAUGCAUUUUUUUCAUUGCCUCUCUGAAUUCCAGGUAGGGCUGCAGGGGAGGGAAUCCCGUCUGAACCCUGGAGAGCGGCUGCGAGUCAGUGUAGACAACACUGAGCUAGGUGGAGCAAUGAUCUGACUCAAUAUAGUGCAACUUCCUGUUAGGAUAUUUCCAUUCCACCUUAAAAGGGAGCAGGCUGUGAGUCACAGAGUCUGCGUAUUUCCUGUUCACAGGAUGUUUAUGUUUUCUGUUGCUUUCGUUUUCUCUCUCUGUGUCGUAGACACUAAAGCAGGCAGUCAUGUUUUUCUGUGUUCUGAUCAACGCUGAAUAAACUUGUAAAUAAUGCUCUCCUGAGUGCAACUUUUGGCUGUGCAUUAUCUGCUGAUAGAGUGUGCAUGAGCUCUGGAAUGUGGCAAGAUAUUUUCUAGAAACUCAUGUCGCUGCGUGCCUACGGGAGGUCGAUGGAUCGUCCGGCAGACGGCUUGGGGGCCUUGAUGGACUUUAUCUCCCUGGCAGUAUCCUAACACUUCCUAUGUUCCUAUUACUCUUCGGAGUUGAAAUGAAGGGGUAGUUUAGCUAAGAAUCUGAAAAUGCACAUCACUCGGUGACCGAAAUCUCAAGCACAUGUGAAAUGGCGAUAAACUCAAUUGACAGCCUGCUGACCUUGCAGUUUAUCUAAAAUUUGCUGCAUGUAGGGCCUCCAGCAAAUGAUUACUCCAGAGUGGUAAAAUAAUAUUACUUUUACCACUAUUGAGGGCAGAGACAGCUCCAGGUUUGAGGGGGCAAAGAGCCCACAAGUAUUAGCCCCUUGGGGGUAGGGGCAAGAGCACUUCUCAUUUCCCACAAUGCCCCUGAUGUAGCAUCACUGUGCAGCAUAUCGGGAAAAUUAAUUGGCAGCUUCCAAACCCAGGGUAAGUAUUAGUGGUUGACCUUACUGAGAUGCUGGGACUUUGACAGCUGCCUGACGACAAGAGCAGCUUGCUGAUUGUUGUGGGAGAGAGCACAAUUUGAACUGUCUGCCUUGGGCACCUAAAUGACUUGGGUCUGUCUGUGAAGGAGUGAUGGUUUAGGACACCCCUUGGACAAUCCCCCUCUCCUGCUGGGGUGUGGGCCAUCAGCAGGAUGCAUGAACCAUGCUGACUUUUGACACUGGCCUUAAUUAGCAUUGCAGUGGCUUGCCUGCUAGUCUCUUGAGUUAGAUCCCAGGGUUUGCAAAAAGAGGAAAAGUUAUGCCCUUCUUCUUUGCUGGGACUCUGCCAUCCAAACCCUCAGAGCUACUGUAUGGGCGUUCAGUGACUCAUAGGGUCAUUAGGGUCUUGCUCAUAUAUUAUGAGUUGCUUCUGUGGUUGGAUACUCCUCCAUUAAGACUAUUUUGGGCACAAAGAGCUGUUUUCAUUUUGCAGAUGAAAUACCCAACCCUUCUUUCAGGCAUGGCCUAACAUGAAGAUGAAUCGUGGCACUCAGUCACACCUGUUGCUCACUUCAGCCCAAAAGCAAGGAGGAAUACUGUCAGAAUUCAGCCGUUAAAAGACCAAGAGUUUUGUUUUCCAUGUUUAAACUCUCAGUCUUGAUGAAUUUUCAUUUGGUUGUGGGAGGGGAUAUAUUUGGCAUGCUUUUUUUAUGGAAUUGGAAAGGGAGUGGUGACAGGUAAACACGGUCACAGUGAGGAGAAACAAAUCUACCUCCGCAACGGGCCUGCUUCAUCCUCUCUCCUUUCACAGGUUUUUCUUGGACACUGAAAGAAAAGAGAGCAUUCUCCUCAGCUCCCUGAGCGUGUGAAACUCUUGAUAAAGCCUUUUGCCUGUUCACGUCCUGCUCUCUUCAAAUUUCGUUCAGGACUUUCUCAGCUAGGCUGCAUUGGGAGAGGGAAAUGCUCUGUUAAAAAAUUACUCACAUUACAGAUGUUUCAGCAAGCCAAAAGAAUGGUUCAAUUGGUCAGGUGGGAAAAACAGCAAAAUAUUGAGGUCAGUCUAUCCCUCCCUCUCUCAGGGGCAAACCCAAAAAGAGCACACGCUGCCUGUGACCUUAAAUGUCUUGAAAAGAGUUUUCUGUAACUAGCCUGCCUGUUUAAACCACAAGUGUGAGCCACGGCUUCUGGGGCUGAGCUCUGAUUAACUCUUGACUCAAAUUAAGUCCACCUGGCUAGAAUCCACCUCCUCCCACUCCCACAUUAUCCAUCCUUAUCCAGCUUCCUUGUCCCUGGCAGGGAACAAGCUGGCAAGUUUUCUUCGCAGUUGUGAAGUUUUCAGUAAAUCACUCUUCACUCUCUUUUCCCAUCAGAACGUUACACUGCCUUAAAGUAUUGAGUACACACACAAAAAGUUCUCGGUAGAAAUAGAAAGAUUAUUAAAAGUAGGGGCCAGGAGAUCUGGGCCUCCUGAAAAACGGGGCUUGGGCUCGCUAGGAAACCUAACACUGCCCCUUUCCCUGUGACAUGUUAGUUACGAGAUUAUUUUAAUAAGUGAUACUGCAGAGUUAUGGUAUUUAUUUUAUGUAGUUCAGAGAACAAUUACCUACCUCUCCAAGGAACGUACAGCAAUUCAUUUUUUUAAUGCUGACCCCAUUUGCUAGUUGGUUUUGCAAAACUCUCCCAGUGCUUUCUACUCUGCACUUUUAAACUCUUUAACACUGGAUAGCUGGGCAGCAUACACAAACAGGGCUGUGGUUUCAAAUUCAGUUUAUCAGUGGAAACCUCUGGUUACAAAGGGGGCUUCCUGCUUAAAUUGUGCUAUAAAAAAACAUGCAUUUGGUAUUGAAAUCUGGUUAUGGAGGUUGUUAGGAAGGAGCUGGGUUUGCUCUUGUAGCAAGAAACCUAGGUCGCUUAUUUGGUAUUGUGUGCUUGCCAUAAGAUCAGGAUGGUACUUGAAGAUGGUUUGUUGUUCCAUAAGGGUCUUCUUUGAAGACCAGCUUUAUUUAAGUCCAUGUAGUUAUUGGAACUGGAAUUUCAAGAUCGAGAUUUUUCCAAGUGGAAACUCUCAACUUCAGCAAAAUAAAUAGAGGUAAACAUUCCCUUUUGAACACUUUGAUACCCGGAGCAAAUAGAGAGAAAAGAUUGUGGCAUAAUCCAACUAUUUUAAUCUCCACUUAAAUCUCUUUAGUCUAGGACAAUAUUCCCCAGCUUGGUGCCCUCCAGAUGCUAUAGACUCCAACUCCCAUCAUCCUCAGGCAGCAUUGCCAGUGGUCAGGACUGAUGGGAGUUGCAGCCCCAAAACAUUCAGAGAGCACUAUAUUUGGGGAAACUUUUGAAUUUACUUAGCAGCCUUAAUCUCCCUCAGUUUAAAUGUUACCUGGUCAAAAGAGCCAAAGUCCCAAUUCCAGAAAAAAUAGGUUGCCUGAUUUACACUUACACUUACUUACACAAAUUCCAUAUGCAAGCAACAGUAGACCGCCUUCAGAAUCGCACAGGGCCAGCCCAAUCCAUUUUGUCAUUUGAGGCAAGACUAGUAAUAGUUGGUUUUUAUCCCUGCCCAGCCAAAACAUCUCAAGGAAUUUCACAAGAAGUUACUGAAUCUCCAAUAAGAUUGGCAUAACAUCUUUAUUUCAAGGAAGUUACUUUGGAAUAAAACAUGUCCAAACCAGCCAGUUGUGUUUUAUUCUGCAAAGGCUGCAGACUCGGGGAAUGAAUGAAAUAAUAGAAAAGUGCUUAAGCAAGCAUACCCCAAUAUCCUUCCCUGUCCCUCAGAAAUGUCCGCUUCCUUUUUUAAAAAUGAAAGCUAAGAUUAUACCCAACUCCCAAAUCCUACCCCUUCUACCCAUUUGUCAGGAGCUCACAAGCCUGAAAUUUGCUCUCUUCUGCUGUAGUUCAGUAGCACUUUCCUGUAUGUUUUCCACAGCAAAUGGUAUUCAGAGACACUAAUCUUUACUAGUAGCCAUUUAUACCCUUGUACAAUCAAACUGUGGAUUUCUAAUCCCCCCCUCCUUACAGCUGCUGUGUCAGGAAUGAAAUGAAUUUUUUAAAAAUGACGACUUUGCAACAAAGAGGGCUGUCUGCUGUCUACUGUCUGCCGGUGAUGUGA
This is a messenger RNA of Podarcis lilfordi (Lilford's wall lizard), 22149 nucleotides long. The record is from the annotation of a GenBank genome assembly. NCBI's taxonomy places the organism in Eukaryota, Metazoa, Chordata, Lepidosauria, Squamata, Lacertidae.